This is a messenger RNA of Penicillium argentinense, 459 nucleotides long. RefSeq names its product monothiol glutaredoxin GRX5. The transcript is spliced from 3 exons. NCBI's taxonomy places the organism in Eukaryota, Fungi, Ascomycota, Eurotiomycetes, Eurotiales, Aspergillaceae. Bases 1 to 459 code for a protein of 152 amino acids. The record is from RefSeq and is a predicted model, not a curated record.
AUGUUCUCCCGAACUGCAUUCUCGGCUUUCCGCCCGAUCGCGCGGCCAACUGCUCUGCGCCCCGUCCGCGCCCCGGCUUUCCAGCUGCCCUCCAUCCUCCACGCUCGCCUCCUGUCCUCUGAGACCAAGGCCGCGAUCGACAAGGCCGUUGGCUCCGCUCCCGUCGUCCUCUUCAUGAAGGGUACACCCGAGACUCCUCAGUGUGGUUUCUCGCGCGCCAGCAUUCAGAUUCUCGGUCUGCAGGGUGUCGACCCUAAGAAGUUUGUCGCGUUCAACGUGCUCGAGGACCCCGAGCUUCGUCAGGGCGUCAAGGAGUACUCCGACUGGCCUACCAUCCCCCAGCUAUAUCUCGACAAGGAGUUCGUUGGAGGCUGCGAUAUUCUGAUGUCCAUGCACCAGAACGGCGAGCUCUCUAAAAUGCUCGAGGAGAAGGGUGUUCUUGUUGCGGCGGACCAAUAA